Molecule: messenger RNA, 4869 nt
Organism: Anarrhichthys ocellatus (wolf-eel)
Lineage: Eukaryota; Metazoa; Chordata; Actinopteri; Perciformes; Anarhichadidae
Gene: tmem94
Product: transmembrane protein 94
Exons: 32
Coding region: 689-4780 (1363 amino acids)
Molecular function (GO): nucleotide binding
Source: RefSeq, a predicted model, not a curated record
GAAUUACUUUGAGGGUCACAAAAUCGCAAGCUACUCAUCUGUAAAGUUUUGAAGUUUCCAAUUUCAAAAUAGAACCAUAAACAAUCUCAGGCCCUGUAGCUCCGCCCACUCUGGUCUCAGCCAAUCAGGAAGACAGAGAACCCUAGCACCGUCCAAUUACAACACACUAUUCCUACCUCACGGCGGAACGCUCCCCAACAUGGCUGCUGCUGUACAGUAGAGACUCACAAGUGCAUUCGUAUUCGAGAGAAAAUCAUAAUACAAAAAAAGACAUCAAUAAAGACCUGAAAAGUACGAGACCUCUACAUGAAUGUUAUGAAGAGGAUCCCUGUGCUGCACCUGAGCAACAAUUAAUCCUCUUAAAUACCACCCACGAAUCCCACAGUUCCCUGCUGGUCCCUGCAGGUGUGGGCGUGCCCCCCCUGUCACACUGGCAGAGGAGGCAGGGCAGGAGGUGUUGCCAGGUGGAGGACCGAGGCCGCACCCGCCUACUUUCUUCAUCUUCCUCCGUUCCCAAUCCGAGUCACUUCACCUGCAGCCGCCACAGGUGGGCUCAGGGGGAUCCGGUCUGGGGCCCCCAGUGUGCGGCGGCGUCCGGAUUUGGCCAUCGCGGAGCGGCUCCCACCGGGCUCUGCCAGGUGCCGUUGGCUGGUCGAGGAGCGGAGCAUGUUGAGAGGUUGCGGUUGCCAUGGAGCAGCAGGAUAAGAAGCGGGAGGAGGACGCUGUGACUCUGGGCCUGUCCACUGGCCAGGCUCUGGCAAAGCUGCGGGACCAGCUCAGCGGCCUGCUGGAGCAGCAUCAAAGGCCUGAGCGCAGGCGAUCCUCUGCACAGGAACACUGCGUGAAUAGCUUCCUUUACCAUGGCAACCGUCACUCCUGUCUCCAUUGGCCGGGAGCUGCCCUCACUCUGCUGGUGGUGCUGGGACUCCUCUGUUGCCACGGCAGCCAGCCAAGGGGCAGCUCUGGUAUCGAGCUGGUGAACGCUGCAGCCCUCCUUCUUCUCUUCGUGCUGAACCUGCUGCUGGUUGGACGUCAGGAGCGGCUGAAGAGGAGCGAGAUGGUCCGCCGCCUCAACGGCAUCAUCGCACAGCUCAGCGACUACCUGUCGGGGUGCGUGGGUGAAGCGCGCUGGUCUCCAUCUCUGUACCCGGAUCUGUACACACCGUCGUCCACAUCGUGGUCCCUUCACUGGACCUACCGGGACUCCCAGUUGGUUAACCUUCCCAUCAGUCUGCUUGUGGAAGGAGACGUCAUUGCUCUGAGACCCGGCCAGGAGGCAUUUGUCUCCCUCAGAGGCAUUAAGGAUGAUGAGCACAUUGUGUUGGAGCCAGGAGAUUUAUUCCCCCCAUUCUCCCCUCCUCCUUCCCCACGGGCCGAUGAGAAGAGAGGCCCACAGAGCCCCCAGCAACACCGUCUCUUCAGAGUGGUCCGCACUCCAGUACUGGACAUAGUCAGGAACAGUUUGGAGUUGGCGUUGGCUCGACCGAUCACAGUGCUAGAUAAUGAGAGGUUCACAGUGCAGUUGGUUAUCACCAAGUUAGUCUGUCCCGUUGUUCUGGUGGCAUUCCUGGUAGUGAACACUGUUCGCUAUUUUUGUGAUGCACCCAGCCUCACCCCACCCUGCUACAAUUUCUUUCAACUUCAGUUAAUGGGUGUUCUGCCCAUCCUGCCCUUGCUCUUCCCUGUCAUGUGGGUGCUGCUGAAUGCCUUUGGAGAGGCCAGGGUGCUCGCCGAGUUCAGCCGCGCAUCGCCAGCUGGUCUGCUUGCUAAGUUCUCUGAGGAUACUCUCAGCAGCUACACCGAAGUGGUUUCCUCCCAGGAGUUGCUGCGUUGUGUGUGGAGACACCUGGUUGGCGUCCUGAAGGGAGAGUCUCAGACACUCUGUUAUACUUCCAGCCUUUUACACACUCUGGGAUCUGUCACUGUGCUGUGUUGUGUGGACAAGCAGGGCAUCCUGUCGUGGCCUAACCCCAGUCCAGAGACCGUGCUGUUCUUCAGUGGACGAGUGGAGCCGCCUCACAUCAGCCAGGACGAUCUUGGAGACGACCUGUCUGUCAGCUCCUUCUGCCGAAUGGAGACAGAUGACGACAGGGAUGAGGCCCAGGAGGCCGAAGCUCUGCUCUGUCUGCCAGCAGAGUCCUCCACACAGCUGGGGGAGGGCCCCGAGCCCAGCGAGACGUCACACGACACAGCCCACUCCACCGACACGUCCCGGCUGCGGCGCUCCGGCCAGUCUGCGCACGCUCGUACCAAACACCACUCGGGGUCCAACGUGAGCUUCAGCCACGACACCGAGGGAGGCGACAAUGACCAGGACUUUGGGAUGGGCUGCCCGGAGGCGGAGGCAGACGACUUUGUGUGCGACUACCACCUGGAGAUGCUGAGCCUGUCGCAGGACCAGCAGAACCCAGCCAGCAUCCAGUUCGACGACCUCUCCUGGCAGUGCCACUUGCCGUCCCUCAAGCCGCUGGGCCUCAACAUCAUGCUGAACCUCUGCAACGCCAGCGUCACCCAGCAGCUCUGCCGCUUCUCCGACCACCUGUCCAACCUGGCCCUGCAGGAGAGCCACGGCACCGUGCUGCCCGUCUACGUCCCCUGGGGACUCUGCGAGCUCUCCAGGCUCAUAGGGUUCACUCCUGGUGCUCGGGAGCUGUUUAAACAGGAGAAUCACUUGGCUCUGUACCAGCUGCCAUCAGGAGAGAAGACCAAGGAGUUCACUUCCCGCCACCUUCAUUACUUCACCAAACGUCAGCCUCCCAUCUCCCAUCUUAUCUCCCUGUUUGCACGAGACUCUUCCUCCAAUCACGUCCAGAUGCUGUCGCAUGGCUCAGCCGAGCUCAUCCUGGAGGCGUGCACCGACUUCUGGGAUGGAACUGAUAUCUAUCCCCUCUCAGGCUCAGACAGAAAGAAGGUUCUGGACUUCUACCAGCGUGCCUGUUUGUCCGGUUACUGCUCGGCAUUUGCCUACAAACCCAUGCAAGUCUCCUUGUCCGGCCAACUGAAUGGGAAGUGCGUGGAGCUGGCCCCUGGUCCCUACCUCUUCUCCGGGGUGGAUCUGCCCUCCACCACCCCCAUCAAACACAACUCCUGCAGGAACAGCUGGAGCUCGGACGAGGGUAUAGGUGAGGGCGUGGAGCGAGAGGACUGCGUCCAGGCCCUCAGUGGGCAGAUCUUCAUGGGCAUGGUAUCGUCCCAGUUCCAGGCGAGGCUGGACACGGUCCGGCUCAUCGAUGCCCUAGUCACUGCUUGUAUCCGCUUUGUUUACUUCUCCAUGGAGGAUGAGCUCCGCAGCAAGGUGUUUGCAGAGAAGAUGGGCUUAGAGACAGGCUGGAACUGUCACAUCUCUUUGACUCCAAACGGAGAGAGUCCCUGUGACGGAGCUCCGUCCAGCCCUGGUCAGGGCUCCCUGAACCAAGAUUCCCGGGACGAAGCAGAGGGUCCGCUGCUGCCAGAGGAGGAAGCUGACCUUGCCUGUUUUCAGCCCACAGACAGCGACGUGCCCAGCUUUCUGGAGGACUGCAACAGGGCCAAGCUACCUCGUGGCAUCCACCAGGUUCGUCCUCAUCUGAAGAACAUCGAUAAUGUGCCUCUUUUGGUGCCGCUCUUCACAGACUGCACCCCCGACACCAUGUGUGAGAUGAUAAAGAUCAUGCAGGAGAACAGGGAGGUUACAUGCUGUCUGGGAAGCUCCGCCAAUUUCCAUAACAGCCGGCUGUUUCUACAGAGUGACCUCAGCAUCGCUCUGGACCCUCUGUACCCCUCUCAGUGUUCGUGGGAGACGUUCGGCUAUGCCACCGGGGGAGGAUUCAGCGACAGAGACGCUGAGGGUCUGUCUCCUCUGAGGCUCUCUGGACAGCUCAACAGUCUGGGCUGCUCCGUCACCUUCCACCAAGGAGAGAGCGUCAGCAUGGUCAAGCUCAUAGAGCAGGCGCGACACACGACCUACGGCAUCCGCAAGUGCUUCCUUUUCCUGCUGCAGUGUCAGCUCAGUCUGGUCAUCAUCCAGUUCUUAGCCUGUCUUGCUCAGCUUCCUCCUCCCAUGAACACCACUGACAUCCUCUGGCUGUCCUGCUUCAGCUGCCCACUGCUAAGCGUGUCAUUUUUGGGGAAGCCACCCGACAGUUUGGCCAUGACAGUUGCCACAGGGAAGAACCUGGAUGCAAUCCCAAGGAAGACCCAGAACUACUUCCUCGGCUGUUUCCUGUUGAAGUUUGGCUUGACAGUGUGUGCCUACCUGUUGGCCUUUGGGUUCACCCUGCAGGAGGUCUUCAGAAGCAGCAACUCCAGCUUAGCUGACAACACCAGCUUAGCUGACAACACCACUCACGUAUAUAUACUCACAGCCAGCUCUCUAGUUGACGCUCCUCACUGGUUCGAUGAGCUGUCCAACGGUCUGCUGCUGACUCAGAAGGUCAUGGCAGGGUUCCUCGUCUUACACACAGUGGCGAUCUCUCUCAGCUACGUCCACCGCUCUCAACCUCUGUGGAGAAAGAAUCCCUUUAGCAAUACCUGGUGGUGUCUCACUGUACCUGUGGUUCUGCUAAGCCAGCUUGUUCAGGCCACAGUGGAUUACCAGUUAUGGCGCGACCAGGGCAGCCUCCUGACCUUUGACCUGGGUGACAUACCCCUGCUGGUGUGGCUGCUGGUCUCUCUGUCCCCGCUGCUGGUGGUGUUGGUCAACGAAGUGGUGAAGCUACACGAGAUACGGGUGCGAGUUCGCUACCAGAAGAGACAGAAGCUGCAGUUUGAAACAAAGCUGGGCAUGAAUUCUCCAUUCUGAUGUGUUCCCUCUGAGGUAGUUAGUGUUGUGGCAAUACUGGGAACCAUUAGUUCUGGAACCCAGGGAAGGGCAGCAUGCAAGUACUGCAG